GAUGUGUCAUAGCGACUUGUUGGGGUAAUCAGCUGGCCAGUCAGCAAGCUCAAAGUUCAUCACAUCCCGACUGCCACCAAAUUUAACCACAAAUGGCUUUCUCGCACUCGCUCUCUCUCUAUCAGAUUUGGAGCUGAGAGGGACCCUGGAACAGCCUGGUCCAGCCUCUGUUGCAGACAUGAUGGAAGGAUCAGAGGUUGAAUCUGCAUCAGAGGGAUCAUUCCAGCUCAACAAUAACACAUGUAGCAUGCAUGAAGAGGAAAUGAUCUGUCACAACAGUUCAGAUGAGGCAGAACAGAGUAGUCCAACAGAAGAUGAAACACAACUUAACAGUGAAUUGAAAGAGGCCAUAGUGGAUGUUCAACUGGACACAGAGACAGAGGAGAAUGCCCAGACUUGCAGUCAGACACAAAUAGGGGAGAGGGAACUGGGCUUGGAUGCUAAUUGUGAUAGUGCAGUUUCCAAGGAAGAUGGCAGACCUACUGUUAGUCCUUCAGAUGGGGCUGAUGGAGCUUUAGUAGUCCCAGUCACCACUUUGCAAGAGGUGGUAGAAAAUUCGCCGUCUGUUCUCGAAGGGACAGUAGAAACCUCACUGACCUUGGAUUUAUUGAAUGAUUCCCACACCACCACUCAAAACAGACAUGAGCAGCCCUCUGCCUUGGUUCUCAAAUGUUCCACAGAAUCCCCUUCUGGUGGUGAUGAUGGCACAGUUGAAACUCCCUCAUCUUCCUCCUUCCAAAAUGCUUCCAGACAUUCACCCGAAAACUCGACAACCACCUCUGGGAUCUCAAAUGGCCCUUCCACUCCCAGUUCCGACACGGUUAGCUCCUCAGUUGCUUCUAGCCCACAAACUAACAACAACAACUCAGCCCCCUCAAACCCCACAUCAAGUCUGUAUGACACAGACUGCAGCCGUGAGCUUAUCUCCCAGAUCCAGCGCUCGCUGUCACAGGAGUCGCUGCUGGAUGAGCUUGAGUCAGAGCUGCUGGCUUGUGAACUGACCGAGAGUGGCGGCAGAGACAACAGGAAAGAGAGCCCCCCUGUCAAUGGGCUUCCCACGGACCAGGAGGGCUGCAUGGUCGUCUUUGAGAAGUGUGUCCAGUACAAGUAUGCACAGCAGGAGAAGGCUAUUAAAAGGUUGCUGGAUGAGAAUAAGAGGCACCAGGAGCUGAUACUGGGCAUCUGUUCAGAGAAAGACACCAUGAAGGAGGAGCUGAAGAGGAGGGCAGAGAUGGAAAAACAGUAUAUGGCCACCAUCACAAAGUUGGAGGGUAGGGUGGAGGAGCUGCUGAAAGAGCUGAAAGAAUCGCGGGGCAAACUAGUUAACCAGGAACAGGCAGCCAAGGGUGCCCUCCAGCAGAUGCAGAAAGAGAUGGCCUAUCGUGUGGAGCAGGUGAACAAGAAGUGUGAUGAGGCACGUCAGGAGAAGGAGGCCAUGGUAAUGAAAUAUGUGAGGGGGGAGAAAGAGGCCCUCGACCUGCGACGGGAUAAAGAGGCGCUGGAGAAGAGAUUGAGGGACGCCACUAGGGAGGUGGACCGCCAGGCUCUCCGAGGAAACCAGCUGGCUCAGGAUAAAGGCCGGCUGCAGCAACUGCAUGAGGCUAAGGAAGGGGAGGUUAACAGGUUGACUCGUGAGGUGGACAAGUUGAAGGAGGAGAUCAAUUCACACCUCAUCAAAGUCAAAUGGGCCCAGAAUAAGCUGAAGAGUGAGGCAGAUGCCCACAAGGAGACUAAAGACAAGCUGAGGGAGACUACAUCCAAACUGGCCCAGGCCAAAGAAGAGACUGAACAGAUCCGCAAGAAUUGCCAGGACAUGAUUCGUACAUACCAGGAAUCAGAAGAGAUCAAGUCCAAUGAGCUGGAUGCUAAACUGAGGGAGACCAAAGGAGAGCUGGAGAAACACAAGCAGGAGCAAACAGACCAACUAGAGGUGCAUCGAGUAAAGGCCAAAGAACUGGAAGACCUGAAGAGGAGUUACAAAGAGGGCAUGGAUGAGCUCACAACCCUUCGCACCAAGUUGAAAUGUCUGGAGGAGGAGCGUCCACGCUGGGAGGAUGAGCUGAGCAAGUACAGAGAGAUCAUUAACAGGCAGAAGGCUGAGAUUGGCCGACAGAGAGACAAACUGGGAGAAAUCACCACACUCGAGGAGCAGCAUGAGCGUGACGAGCAAGAGGUUGCUUCUCUUCGUGAGGAGGUGGAUAGUCUGACCAGCCAGAUAGGUGACCUCCAGCGUGACAUACAAGGCAGCAGGGAGCGUGAAGCUGAGUUACUGGGCUUUACUGAGAAGCUGAGCAGCAAAAAUGCCCAGCUCCAAUCAGAGAGCAAUGGGCUGCAGGCUCAGCUGGACCAGCUGACCAGCAGAUCCACAGAGCUCCAGGCUCAGCUUGAGGAGACCAACACACUCCUAGAGGACAAGGUCCAGCAGUUGAAGCAGGAGGAGAUGCUGCGACAGCAGGAGGUGCAGGGCCUGCAGGAGGAGCGGACAGCACUGCAGAGGGAGGUGGCCCAUCUGAAAACCCGUGUGGAUGAGCUGAGGGAUGAGCUUGUGACUCAGAAAAGGAAGCAAGCUGCCAACAUCAAAGACCUGACAAAACAGCUAACACAAGCUCGAAAGAAACUGGAGCAGGUUGAGAAUGGGGGCUGUGACCGUGAUGCUAGUAGUAUGGGCAGUCGCUCCAGUUCCUCAGGUUCCCUGAAUGCACGUCAAGGCGGCAGCAGUGGUCUUGAGGAGCGGUCACCAGAGAGCCAGUCAAGCCCUUCAGUGGUGGUUGUGGACAGCUUCCCAGAGGUGGACAAGGCCGUGCUUGUGGAGCGUAUCGUCCGCCUGCAGAAGGCCUUGGCCCGCAAGCAGGAAAAAAUUGAGUUCAUGGAGGACCACAUCAAACAACUGGUGGAGGAAAUCCGCAAAAAGACCAAAAUUAUCCAGAGCUAUGUGCUAAGAGAGGAGUCAGGGGCCCUGUCAUCAGAGGCGUCAGACUUCAACAAGGCACACCUGAGCAGGCGGGGGGGCAUCAUGGCGUCGCUUUACACCUCCCACCCAGCUGACAGCGGGCUGACCCUGGACCUGUCGCUGGAGAUCAACAGGAAGCUGCAGGCCGUUUUGGAGGACACACUGCUUAAAAACAUCACUCUUAAAGAGAACCUCCAGACACUGGGAGCCGAGAUAGAGAGACUUAUAAAGCAGCAAAGAGAUCCCGGGGAUGGAGUGAGGAGGAAGUGACACAACCGAGAAGGAGGACAUGAAGGACCAAGAGCUAUUUGUGGAGUCUCCAGCCCACCGGUUUUGAUUGGAUCGCAGAACUUGAGAUAAACACAUGCACACAUAGUAUACUCCAACAUGUGAAGGAACGAAGUGAAUGUUGUAAGUGCCAUUAGCACGUCAGGCUGCUUUCUGGAGAACCUCUUGAACUCAAUUUCUGUCCAACGGGGGAAGGUGUCGUUAAUUACUUGAACUGUCACUCGUCCAUCCACAUUAUUCCACCACCCUUUUCUAACCAAACACACUGAUCCUCACUGGUCCUCUGGCUGGUGUCCAUUUCCCCUGCACCCUGCCAGCAGCCUCGCAGGCUACUGCUUCAAAGUUGAAGUGUCUGACUGCCUUUUCAUCUAAUUGACUGGAGAUGCCAUAAUUGUAAAUGUACAGUAGGUUCUACCCAGCAGAUAGUCAAAUACAGAUCUCUUUGCCAGUGUUUUGCCAAUGAAAUCCUCACAUAAAAAAUGGAAGAAACCUAAAAUCUUUGCCCAGCUCAGAGUAAAUUAAGACGAUCACUAAUCCUCGAAUGCCAAGUCCAACUUUUGUUGUCUCAGCAUGCUCGCUCUUCCUCCCUCCAACUCGUCCAUCUGCCAAUAAGCCAAAUGUAUUUUCGAAGGACUGCCAUAGUACAUCAUACACACAGCACUCCCUUUUACAAAAACAAAAGUUUAAAAAAAAAAAAAAAAAAAAAAGCAGAUCUGCACUCAACACUCAGUUGGCUCGUCGGGAACCCUUUGUGCCGCUCGUACAUUUGUCACCAUCUUUCCCUGUGCAAAGCACUUAAGAGCAAGCUGGGGGAGCAGGUUGCCUCAGCAUCAGCAGACCCUCCCAUCUGUGUGACACCGGUGCUAGAUUGAAGAGAGUAAAUUGACUGUGUCUUUAAAAAGCUCUGCAAGUUUGUGCAUUUUCAAUGUAGCCAACAGCACUAUGUGCCAAUGCGUCCUACUCUUAAGUUGUAUAAACGUGAAGAAAAUUUGUGAGAAAUAUUACUAUCAGACUAAGGUUUAAAUAUGGAGCUGGUCUUUAGUUGGUCCAUUUUGAAUGUGAUUUUAAUUUAUUUUGUAUCUGUUCUUUUUGGCUCGAAAUUGAAUUGUUAUUUUAACAUGUAUUUUGUUUUUCUCCCUUUCUUUCUGUCUGCUCACUUCAGAAAUCUUUCUUUUAGAAGUUUGGCCUUUUCUGUUAUUUUAGAGUAACCUUUCAGUGAAUACCUUGACAGUUUGGAUGGCCAUUUUUGUGCUUGUUGCAGCCACGUUACUAGCACCAAAUGAAAUGAAAUCUGAACCUCUCAAAAUGUUUGUGUUUCUGGUGAACUAAAAGUGGCUUGUUAGCAUUAUUGGCAUUCCUCAUUUUAAACAAUGGGCAUGGAGAGCUGUGAACUUUGUUGGCUUUCUCUGCACAUUGUGUACAAUGUGACACAAAAUAUCUGGUGAA
Molecule: messenger RNA, 4684 nt
Organism: Myripristis murdjan (pinecone soldierfish)
Lineage: Eukaryota; Metazoa; Chordata; Actinopteri; Holocentriformes; Holocentridae
Gene: ccdc186
Product: coiled-coil domain-containing protein 186
Exons: 16
Coding region: 179-3220 (1013 amino acids)
Biological process (GO): vesicle cytoskeletal trafficking
Cellular component (GO): trans-Golgi network
Molecular function (GO): small GTPase binding
Source: RefSeq, a predicted model, not a curated record